AUGUCCCUUUUACGCACCACUCCGUCGCGACUUUCGAGGUCAUUUCAGCGACAUGCUCUGCGACGCAUGAAUUACAUUGAGGCUCGUCUUUACUCCUCUAAACCCGAAGAGACCGAUAUCGACUCGAUCCUUGCGAAACCGUCCUGGUCUGUCCGCUCGUUACUCCCCGACGAAACCGCCAAACCGGCUUCCCCGUCCGUUACCCCAGCACAACUGCGGCAUCUGCUUCGACUCUCUGCUCUGCCCCAGCCAGCGAGCCAGGAAGAAGAAGCGAAGAUGCUUGAAACUCUCGAAUCUCAAAUCCAUUUCGUCAAGGAGAUCCAGAGCGUUGACGCGUCGGGCGUUGAACCUCUCCAGAGUAUCCGAGACGAAAGCCCCGAGGCGAUCCAAGAGACGACCAUUGGACUGGGUCAGCUCCGAGACGCCUUCUCCCAGGAACGAGUCGUCGGCAGGAACAAGAGAAUCCAACGGAUCGAGUCGGAGAGGAAUGAGCGCCCGGAUGGGGAUGCUUGGGAUGGCGAUGCACUGCGCUAUGCAGCGAGAACCAAGGGGAAAUUCUUCGUUGUUGAGACCGGCAAUGGCAACUGA
Messenger RNA from Aspergillus melleus, 588 nucleotides. RefSeq lists its product as uncharacterized. The record is from RefSeq and is a predicted model, not a curated record. Lineage: Eukaryota; Fungi; Ascomycota; Eurotiomycetes; Eurotiales; Aspergillaceae. Gene Ontology annotation, biological process: glutaminyl-tRNAGln biosynthesis via transamidation; regulation of translational fidelity. Gene Ontology annotation, molecular function: glutaminyl-tRNA synthase (glutamine-hydrolyzing) activity. The coding region runs from base 1 to 588 and encodes 195 amino acids. The transcript has a single exon.